This is a messenger RNA of Orbilia oligospora ATCC 24927, 2088 nucleotides long. RefSeq lists its product as uncharacterized. Bases 1 to 2088 code for a protein of 695 amino acids. NCBI's taxonomy places the organism in Eukaryota, Fungi, Ascomycota, Orbiliomycetes, Orbiliales, Orbiliaceae. Gene Ontology annotation, molecular function: glucan endo-1,3-alpha-glucosidase activity. The record is from RefSeq and is a predicted model, not a curated record. The transcript has 5 exons.
AUGAAGCUUCUACGAGUUGCAGCCGUGCUGCUCUGUGCCUAUGGCACUCAUUCCCUUCCAACCAACACUGGGUUGGUUGAACGCCAGUCUGGAUCGAAGAUUGCAACUGCUCACUUUAUGUUGGGUAUUACUGGUGGCUAUACCGCCGCCAACUGGCAAGAGGAUAUCAAUGCUGCCAAGGCCAUUGGAAUCGAUGCCUUUGCAUUGAAUAUUGCUCGAGUAGCCGUUGAUGCUUUCACCCCAACCCAGUUGGCUCUUGCUUAUAGUGAGGCUCAAAGCUUGAACUUCAAGUUAUAUAUCUCUUUCGACUUUGCUUGGUUUGCACCGGAUAGCAGCUCUGUGUCGGAAAUCGUCGGAAUUUUGCAGACUUACGCUGCUCACCCAGCUGCUCUCAAGCAUAACAACAAGGCUGUCGUUACUACUUUCAUUGGCGAUGGUUUCGGCAAUAACUGGAAUACCGUCAGAAGCCAAGUCUCUACAUCUUUGGAGAUUCUUCCAAAUUGGCAACCGCCAAAUGUUCAGAACAAUGCUGCUGUCGACGGUGCCUUCUCUUGGGUCGCUUGGCCAAACAGCAACAACAAUCCUAUUGCUGGUCCCAUGACUACCGCUUCGGAUACUGCUUAUCUAUCUGCUUUGGCCGGAAAGGUCUACAUGGCCCCUGUCUCUCCAUGGUUCUUUACCCACUUCGACUUCAGCUCUUGGCAAAAGAACUGGAUUUUCGCCAGUGAUGACCUCUAUGUGACUCGCUGGAACCAGAUUCUGUCUAUCGCCCCGCCUUUGAUCCAAAUUGUUACCUGGAAUGAUUUCGGUGAAUCUUCUUACAUUGGACCAUACAACGCUGGACAUAGCGAUGAUGGCUCUAGUCAAUGGGCCGCUGGGUUCCCACAUGAUGCCUGGCGUACUUUGAGCAAACCUUACAUCACUGCUUAUAAGGCCGGUGCUAGCAGCCCUACUGUUACCGAAGAAAAACUCGUCUACUGGUAUCGCCCACACCCUAAGGGACUUACUUGCUCUGAUCCCCUUGCCAAACCUACUGGCUGGGACUUCGCUCAGGACAAGAUCUUUGUCGCCACAUUGCUCACCUCACCCGCUCAAUUGAUUGUUAAAUCUGGUGGCAAUUCCGAGGUUACAAUCAACGUUGGUGCCGGUAUCGUUCUCUCGUCUGUCGACAUGGCCACUGGUACUCAGAGCUUCAAGCUCCGCCGUAACAACUGCGACAUUAUCUCCGGCAACGGUGGUAUCCAGGUCGCUUCCACCUGUGCCCGUUACAACUUCAACGCCUACGUGGGCGAAUUCACACCAUCAACUGGUACGUGUACGACUACUACCACUACUCGCUCCACAACCACCACUACCCGCUCCACCACUACCACUACCGCAAGCCCAACUCCUACUCCAGCUAGCGUCUGCAACCACGGCGAAGGCGAUGGGAAUUUCGCGGGCCUCUGUGAUUUCUCGUGCUACUUCGGGUACUGCCCAUCUGGAGUCUGCCGAUGCACUUCCUGGGGAGCGCCAAAUACCCCACCACCAACGACUGGCCAGAACGGAGUCCCAUUGCCUGGGUUGGGAGAUGGGUACUCGGGACUUUGCAGCUUUGCUUGUAAUCACGGCUACUGUCCUCCAACUGCUUAUCUGUGUACCCCUCCUACCAGCAGUAGUACGACUACUGUGCCUUCAACGAGUUCAACUACUACCACGACUACAACGACAACCUCUACCAGUCAGACAACUACUAGUAGCACUAAGACGACUGCUGCUUCAACGAAGACUACGACUGUGAUUUCGUCUCCUACGACAACUCCGGCGACGACUAAGAAGACCACUUCGUCACAGAAGACAACCACUACUUCGAAGAAGACUACUGCUGCUGCUACGACUUCAAAGAAGGCUACUACAACUUCAAAGAAGACUACUACAACUUCAAAGAAGACCACAACCCGUCCGACUACUACGAAGAAAAAGACAACUACUCGUAAGUCGACAACUCCGACGACUCGCAAGACAACUACAAGGACAAAGUCGAAGACUACCACUGCUAAGAAGUCUCCAACUCUUUGCACGUCGAAGCCAAAGCCUACUCCAAAGUAG